Molecule: messenger RNA, 1386 nt
Organism: Wallemia ichthyophaga EXF-994
Lineage: Eukaryota; Fungi; Basidiomycota; Wallemiomycetes; Wallemiales; Wallemiaceae
Exons: 3
Coding region: 1-1386 (461 amino acids)
Biological process (GO): regulation of glucose metabolic process; protein phosphorylation
Cellular component (GO): mitochondrion
Molecular function (GO): pyruvate dehydrogenase (acetyl-transferring) kinase activity
Source: RefSeq, a predicted model, not a curated record
AUGUCAGCCAGCAGUGCAUUCUACAAUAUCACGCCCAAGAUGUGGAACAAGCUGCUCCACUUCUCAAGUUUCCCACAGUCGGGUAUAUCACUACAGCAGAUGGUUAUGUUCGGAUCUAAUCCGUCACAGGGGACGUUGUUGCGAGCUGGCAAUUUCCUUUCGGAAGAGCUGCCAAUAAGAUUAGCGCACCGCUGCGUUGAGCUGAACACGCUACCGAACGAACUCUCGGAGAUGCCCAGUAUAAGGAAGGUGCUGGGUUGGUAUGCGCACUCGUUCGACGAGCUCGUACACUUCCCUCAGCCGAAUAUUCCGCCAGAUGUGCGCGCGCAAUUGUUCGCUCCGACCAACAGACGCGCCGACCGACUUCCCGAAGCGAGUCCGAAUCUAGCGCAGCUGGAAGAUGAGAACACGCCGGGUCCAGUGAGUGGGAGUGGGAGCGGGAAUGGUAUUGGUAACGGCAACGGGAAUACCAACGGCAAUAACGCCGCACAAACUACACACAAAUACCGUCGCAUCCCCAUCGAAUCCCGCUACCAUGCUCACACACCCGAUCUCGAAUGGCCACCUUCUGUCGCGCACUACAACGAAAGCUUCACGCGGUUGCUCGAGGGUAUAAAACGGCGACACGAUAGCGUCGUACCGACUAUAGCGCAAGGAGUGCUAGAGUACAAACAACAUCAGCGCAGUGCGGGUGGUGUCGACACUGAUAUUCAGUCAUUCCUAGAUCGCUUUUACAUGUCGCGCAUUGGUAUACGUUUCCUCAUUGGCCAGCAUGUCGCUCUCAACGCUCUCACUCCUCACCACCCUGAUUACGUAGGCAUCAUAUGCAAGAGGACGAAUGUGCGCGAUGUUUGCGAUGAAGCGAUCGACAAUGCUCGCUUUAUUGCUGAGGAUCAUUACGCUCUCUUCAAACCGCCACAGGUUCAGCUCAUCUGCCCUCCCAAUCUUGAAAUUUCGUACGUUCCUGGACACCUCAACCACAUCGUCUUUGAGAUUAUCAAAAACUCCCUUCGAGCUGUGAUCGAGCGCUUCGGAGUGGAUGCCGAAGAUCAGAUGCCACCUAUUAAGGUGAUUGUCGCAGCGGGGAAUGAGGAUAUUACUAUCAAGAUCUCGGACGAGGGUGGUGGUAUACCGCGCAGCGCUAUCCCGCUCAUCUGGACGUAUAUGUACACUACCAUGGAGGGAUCGGCCCUUGAUCCCGAAUUCGAGCAAUCGGGCAGCGACUAUAAAGCUCCGAUGGCCGGUCUUGGGUAUGGCUUACCGUUAUCGAGACUUUACGCACGCUAUUUCGGUGGCGAUCUGCGCCUUAUCUCCAUGGAAGGAUAUGGGACUGAUGUGUAUAUUCAUCUCAACCGCUUAUCCUCUAGUGCAGAACCUCUGCAGUAG